This is a messenger RNA of Colletotrichum higginsianum IMI 349063, 981 nucleotides long. RefSeq lists its product as uncharacterized. Lineage: Eukaryota; Fungi; Ascomycota; Sordariomycetes; Glomerellales; Glomerellaceae. The transcript has 5 exons. The coding region runs from base 1 to 981 and encodes 326 amino acids. The record is from RefSeq and is a predicted model, not a curated record.
AUGGCCAUCAUCCACGAUCUCCCUGGUGUCAAGAUCACUGUCCAAGUCGACGGUCAGGACGCCGUUGAGUACGACGACCCGGACGGCCUCGAAAAUGACGCCAACCGCAUGAACGCUCGCUGGCGCACCUUGAAUUACGUUGAGUCAAAGGACGACGCUUUCUUCUCCGUUCGCUAUCAGAUUGACAAUAGCCAUCGCUGGGAGAGCCCCGUCCACGCAUUAUCUCUAACCCUGUACGUCGAUGGCAAGCGUGUAGACGGUGUCGUGUGUGAGGCUACCCGGUUCCACAACUACAACCCGUUCUUCGUCUGGGACCACACAGUCGAUGGCUCCCGGGAGAGAUCUACCGCCUCGGGCUACGAGCGCCUGAACAAGUUCAAGUUCUCCAAGGUCACCACAACUGAUGAUGCCGCAAAGGACCGUGUCGAGUCGGACUCUACCAGGGCAAAGUUGUUGGGCACCAUUGAGGUGUUCAUCUACCCCAUAAUCAUCACCGGACCGUCGAGGUACAUCGGCUCUGGGCACCGCCACGAGACGCAGCGCGAUGGAUUCAACAUUGCGGAGAAGGCGCUGAAAGGCCGCGCUGUCUCUCACGGUACUUCGUUUACCGACGGCGGUGUUGUUUCGCAGAGACUCUCAGUCACUGCAGAGUAUCUCAAUGACCAUCUCCCAAUCGCGGCCUUCAGCUUCCAGUAUCGUUCCCGAGACGCACUGCACAAGGAGUUGAUCAUUCCCAGAUCGCCGAGCCCUGAGCCCAUCGACGGGCUGUCCGAGGCUGAAAUCCGCCGAUUGGCCGCUGAGCGCCUCGACGAAAUCAAUAACCGCCAACGCUCGCCGACUGUCAAGCGAGAGGGCAGGCGUCCAAUCAUCAAGCGAGAGUUUGUCGAGAUGCUUGACCUUACCGAGGAGUCCGUCAAGCGAGAAUGGAAAAAGGUCAAGAUCGAAGGCAACCGGGUGGCUAUUGACCUUACCGAAGACUAG